Messenger RNA from Brassica rapa (field mustard), 5025 nucleotides. RefSeq names its product long chain acyl-CoA synthetase 5. Gene Ontology annotation, cellular component: membrane; endoplasmic reticulum. Gene Ontology annotation, biological process: fatty acid metabolic process. Lineage: Eukaryota; Viridiplantae; Streptophyta; Magnoliopsida; Brassicales; Brassicaceae. Gene Ontology annotation, molecular function: long-chain fatty acid-CoA ligase activity. The record is from RefSeq and is a predicted model, not a curated record.
UAAAAAUAUGCAAAUGAUAAAAAAAUCAUAUGAGUAGAAAACAUCAUUUAGUAUAUAUCAAUACUAAAAAUACACAAUAUAUAUAUAUAUGUUAACGUCAUUUAAAUUUAAUUAUAUACCAUAUAAAAUAGAAAAAAUAAUUGUUUGGAUUAAUGAAAUUUAGUUAUGUGUUCACAUCAAUUUAAUUAUAUAUGUAAUAGUUACUGGCUUUUUAAUUAUUCAGUAUAUAUUUAUUGUCUUAUAAAUAUGUAAAAGAACAUAUAAUACAUCAAAAUAAUAUAUAUAAUAUUUGUUCCGCGCAAAGCGCGGGUAUUAACCUAGUUUAUAUUAUACAACAAUAUCUAACUUAUUAAUCUAGCUUUACCAUCGACAAAUAUUAAUUUUACUACUUCAUUCCACUACUUCAUGACCGCCUACACCUCCAGCAUCACCUCUAUAUAUACUCACUCACCUUUACGCUGUGCCACCACCUUUACAAGCUCCACUUCCGUUACCACUAGCAUGACCUCCAUUACAUGUUGAUCAUCCCUUCCGCCACUGCCUCAGCCAGCCACUGCAACUCGUCAUUUGUGUGAGAAAGAAGAGACAAAUUAACAGAUUAGGGUUUGUAAAAGAGUAAAGUGAUUUUCCGUAAAAGAGUAAGUGAGAAAUUAUAAUUUACAGGCUAAAAGGAAAAGGUUUGCUUAGUUACUAGUAUUGACCCAUGAUUCGCAUGGGAGUAUUUUAUUUUCUUAGAAAUAUAAUAUAGAUGGAUGCACAUUAUUUUGAAGGUAUAAAUUAUUUGAUAUGAACAAAGCAAAAAGUUACAAUUUGACAUUGUUGUUUCAAAGUUACAAUUUGUUUAACAAACAUCACGCCUCCAUUUAGAGAUUGCAAACAUUUGAUAAGAUUCAAAUACUUAUCGAAUUUACUUGAUUACAGGCUAUGUCCUUUACUCCUUUUGAAUGAUUAAUAUAUCACCUAUCACGGAAGCGUCUCUUUUGAGUAAUUACAGGCUAUAUCCAAGUGUGUGUCGAAUUUAUAGGAACUGAGAAGAUAAAAAACUGUGGAGGAAGGAUGAUCGUGUGUAGUGCAGUGCUCUUAGUGGAUUUUGUUUAUAGAAGCCGUUGCUACAAUUUUUUUUCCUCGCCUACAGUUUUUUUUCAACAUUAUUUUGUUUUUAAAAAAUUGUAAACAUAUCUUAUAUGUCAGAAUUUAAUUGGCUAAGUGACUUGUGAUUUAUUAUACAAGAGAUAAGAGGUUUUUAGGUAAGUAACAAGAGGAAAGUAUGUGCCCAGCUUAAAGUAUGUGAAAUGUAACUAAAAGUAUGUGCAAUGGUAAAUUUUUCACCUAGAAUAUAUUAAAAUAAUAUAAUUCAAAUCUAAAUAAUAUCUAUAAAUGUAGAUGUUCCGUAUGCUCAUGGUACUUAUAUUUUCGUGAUCUAACAAAAAAAAUAUACAAAAAUCAUAACAAUUUUUUUUACUCAUAGUUCAACAUGAAUCCCGCCAUUAGUUUGAAAACAUUAGGCAAAAUUUUGUCGAGAGUUUGGUGAUAUAAAACUUAGCGCUAACAUAUCAUCACGAACACACCAUCUUGUUUAUGAUUAAUGAACAAGUAGAGCCGUAGAGGAAUGUUACAUCGAGUUACCCAGGUUAUUUUAUUACUCUCUUUUCUAUUCAUUAUCCUAUUGUAAUUGUAAAUUCCUGUGCAUAACAGCGUGUUGUAACAACGAAGGAAAAUAGAAGACUUAAGUGAGAUAUGGAGAGAAUGAAAAAAACUGAACAAACUAGACAGAGAUAUGCCGGAAAUGAGAGAAGUCUGGAACCACUUUCUUUAAAACCAUCUAUUGCUUCACAUUCACAAAAACGCACCACCAAAAAUGUACCUUUGAGCUCUAUUUUUAAUAUAGUUUUGAAUGAGUUACAAACACAAGUAGAGGACUGGUGUACACUCCUACAUACAACAAGCCAAAUAACAAAAGAGGUGACAACGUAACCUUAGUUCACUUCUGUUAGAGAACACAGUAAAUGGCAAGUUUUUCUUUGUCCAACAUCACCAAUAUAUCAAGAGAAUGAGAAUUUCCGACAGUUCCAUUUUCUGAAGUGAAAAUAUGCCACAUAGUAAACACCAUUUAUAAAUUUAUUUGAGCACUUUGCAAACCCCACGUAUUGUUUUUAAAAUAUAACAACAUAUCAAACAUGUAAUUUAAUACUAAACUCAAAAAUACUUAUAGAAAAAAUGUCUUGAAAAUAUUUAAAAUAUGAUAUAUUAAAACAAAUAUACUAAGGAUUCAUUAAUGUUUGUACACCAAGAGGUUCGGAAUUCAAACCCAGAAAGAUCUAAAUUAUGCAGAUUACGAAAAAAAAAGUUACAAAAGAUCUUCAACAUAGUGCAGGGGUACUAUCGGACAUAGAUAUCGUAAGGUGGCUCGAAGAGUUGCAGCCAGACGUAUAUUCUUAUAAAGUUGUAGAAUUAUCAGCCGUAGAAUCGUCUAUGUACAUACUACAUAGUAUAAUUAACUAGACGUUUAAAAAAUAUACUAUUACUAUAUUUAGAAAUAGAAAAUGUGCGCGGACUUUGACAGUUUAUAACACAGAUGUCUUGUAUCGGAUUAUGAUGAGUUUGGAGUUUGGGGUUCGGUAUCACAAUAUUGAGCCUAUACUGGGCCGUAAAACUGGGAUAAAAAUGGGCCAAUAACCAAGAAAAUGGAGUUGGAGAUGGUCUCCGUCACCACCGGGUUUUAAGCCGCGAACUCAGUAAUGAAUAUUAUGAUUUCAAAUACAGCGAUCGGUAGUCACGAGGGAGAAGGGAGAGAAAGAGCACAGAGAUGACGUCAGAGAAGAGAUUCAUCUACGAGGUGGAAGCUGCUAAGGAAGCCACCGAUGGAAAACCCUCCAUUGGUCCUGUCUAUCGCAGUACUUUGGCCAAAGACGGAUUCCCUGACCCGAUCGACGGUAUCCACAGCUGUUGGGAUAUUUUCCGCACGGCUGUUGAGAAAUAUCCAAACAACCGAAUGCUUGGCCAACGUGAGAUUGUGAACGAAAAGGCAGGAAAGUACGAGUGGAAAACAUACAAAGAAGUAUAUGACAUUGUCAUUAAACUUGGGAAUUCUCUUCGCAGCUGCGGGUUUGAGGAGGGAGGAAAAUGUGGUAUCUAUGGUGCAAAUUGUCCUGAAUGGAUCAUAAGCAUGGAGGCCUGUAAUGCACACGGCCUCUAUUGUAUCCCUCUAUACGAUACAUUAGGCGCUGGUGCAGUGGAGUUCAUUAUUUCUCACGCAGAGGUUGCAAUUGCUUUUGUGGAGGAGAAGAAAAUCCCUGAGCUUUUUAAGACAUGUCCAAACUCUACAAAAUAUAUGAAGACUGUUGUGAGCUUUGGUGGCGUCAAACCGGAACAGAAAGAAGAAGCUGAAAAGUUGGGUUUGGUAAUACAUGCUUGGGAUGAGUUCUUGAAGUUGGGUGAAGGUAAACAAUAUGAGCUUCCGGUUAAAAAGAAAAGUGACAUAUGCACGAUUAUGUAUACUAGCGGAACCACUGGUGACCCAAAGGGAGUUCUAAUUUCAAACGAGAGCAUUGUUACUAUAACAACUGGAGUGAUGCAUUUCCUACAGAGUGUGAACGAAUCACUAACUGAGAAGGAUGUAUAUAUUUCGUAUCUUCCUCUUGCUCACGUCUUUGACCUGGCUAUCGAGGAAUGUAUCAUUCAAGUGGGUGGUUCAAUUGGUUUCUGGCGCGGGGAUGUCAAGCUGUUGAUUGAAGACCUUGGGGAGCUAAAGCCAAGUAUUUUCUGUGCUGUUCCCCGUGUCCUAGACCGAGUAUACACAGGGCUGCAGCAGAAAUUAUCUGUUGGCGGUUUCUUCAAGAAGAAGGUUUUCAAUGUUGCAUUUUCCUAUAAAUUUGGAAAUAUGAAGAAGGGACAGUCUCACGUCGCGGCCGCUCCAUUCUGUGACAAACUUGUCUUCAACAAGGUUAAACAAGGACUGGGAGGAAAUGUGAGGAUUAUUCUAUCUGGAGCAGCUCCUCUUGCUAGUCACAUAGAGUCAUUUCUUAGAGUUGUGGCAUGUUGUCAUGUUCUACAAGGAUAUGGUCUAACUGAGAGCUGUGCUGGAACAUUUGUCACGUUCCCAGACGACCUGGACAUGCUUGGUACAGUUGGUCCACCUGUGCCAAACGUAGAUAUACGCCUGGAAUCUGUACCGGACAUGGAAUAUGAUGCUCUUGGAAGUACCCCGCGGGGCGAAAUCUGCAUCCGUGGGAAAACCCUUUUUUCUGGGUACCACAAACGUGAAGACCUCACAAAAGAGGUUCUUAUUGAUGGAUGGUUUCACACAGGUGAUGUUGGUGAGUGGCAACCAGAUGGAAGCAUGAAGAUAAUUGACCGGAAAAAGAACAUAUUCAAACUAGCUCAAGGAGAGUAUGUUGCAGUUGAGAGUUUAGAAAACGUCUACGGUCAAGUAGAGGCCAUUGAUUCAGUAUGGGUGUAUGGGAACAGCUUUGAGUCCUUCCUUAUCGCAGUUGUUAACCCGACUCAGCGAACUCUUGAAAGCUGGGCCGUAGAGAACGGAGUUGAUGGAGACUUCAACUCUAUCUGUCAAAAUGCAAAAGCAAAAGCAUUCAUACUUGGAGAACUUGUUAAGGCAGGCAGAGAGAGAAAGUUGAAAGGUUUUGAGAUCAUUAGAGCUGUUCAUUUGGAACCGGUGGCUUUCGACAUUGAAAGAGAUCUUCUUACUCCUACCUACAAAAAGAAGAGGCCUCAAUUGCUCAAAUACUAUCAAAAUGUGAUUGAUGAGAUAUACAAGGCUGCAAAGGAAGGUCAAGGUUCAGGACAGUAGAUUCCUUCUACUAUAUAUUCAACAUUACCUUUUCUUUCUUUUCCAUGAUCGGGCAUGCCUUUCUUCAUUAAGGUUCUCUAAAUAAGCUUUUGUUAAUGUCUUGAGAUAUUACAUAGCAUCUUAACAUGCUACUACUUUUGUUAAUAUUUUAGGAUGUUUCAUAGCAUCUUGACAUGCUACUUCAUCUCUUACUUUAUACUUUUAUUUCGAAAGCCCAA